Penicillium digitatum Pd1 is the source of this 2415-nucleotide messenger RNA. Its product is annotated as putative C6 transcription factor. The record is from RefSeq and is a predicted model, not a curated record. Gene Ontology annotation, cellular component: nucleus. Lineage: Eukaryota; Fungi; Ascomycota; Eurotiomycetes; Eurotiales; Aspergillaceae. Gene Ontology annotation, molecular function: zinc ion binding; RNA polymerase II cis-regulatory region sequence-specific DNA binding; DNA-binding transcription activator activity, RNA polymerase II-specific. Gene Ontology annotation, biological process: DNA-templated transcription; regulation of transcription by RNA polymerase II.
AUGGUUAUGGCGCAGGAUCAGGAUAAUCCCUUGCAGACCGCCUCUCCACCGCGCAAACGUCGCCGGCCACCCAAGUCCUGUGAUCCGUGUCGUCGUCGCAAAGUCCGUUGUGACCGGGAAUUCCCUUGUGGCCAAUGUGAGCGUGCCAGAACUUCGCUACAGUGUUUUUACCGCCCUGCGGUCGCUGUCAGCAGCCCCUCCGGUGGUGAAUUAUCCCAAUUCACGGCUCCUUGCGUGCUGGAGGAACUUACGCCUCCUUCCCAAGCCAUUGACCCGCAGACACAUGGCCGUCCGCCUGCACCCACGUCGCAAUCACAGCCUCAGGACCAUGAUCAGUAUCAGAACAAGAUUGUCCAAGAUUUGCAGCGCCGUCUUCGGCGGUUGGAAGAACGGCUUCCUGUCCCUCCGGUAUCUCGAGCCACGACCGGUCCCAAUCCCAGCGUCACUCAGACCCAGGCUCUGCGACAUCUUCAUGACCGUGUCCUCGGGGCCGAAGAACAGCUGUCUGAUGCAUCCCGUCCCAGCCCUUCUGUCAACGGAUGGGCCAUUCCGGCCACUCUGCCUCGUCUGCGUGUCACCCCUGACAAGACGAAGCUAUUUGGCCCUAGUCACUGGUUACAUACCGCCGAGAAAUUUCAAGUCCUUGGCAAAUUUGACGCCAAAGAAGUAGAGCCGUCGCUGCAGGAUGUGGAUGCCAGAUCGGAGUUCGCCAGCAUCUUUAAGGACUGUCGGCAUCUCCGACAGGCCAUCAAGGCCCAAGAGUCGGUUCGCCUCAACCAUCCGGUUCCAGACUUGCUGAGCACGCUCCCAAGCCGAGCAGUGUGCGAUGUUCUGGUUGAUGCCUAUCUCCGCACAUUCGAGCUGAUCUACAGGAUUGUUCACAUCCCAUCCUUCUGGGAAGAGUAUCGUCUGUUGUGGGCCCAGCCGCAGUCGACGUCAACCCACUUCCUAAUGAAAUUGGUCUUGAUCCUCGCCCUGGGUACCACCUUCUACCCCGAUCGAAGCAAUAGGGUGCACCUCCGCCGUCUCGCACAAACAUGGAUCUAUGCCACACAAUGGUGGCUAGUCGGACCAUCGGAAAAGUCGACCAUUAAUCUAGAUGGUCUGCAAGUCGGGUGUCUCUUAUUGCUGGCCCGCCAGACGAAUAGCCUUCCGGGCACGAGCUGGGUCUCUGCGGGGUCCGUGCUGCGUAUGGCCAUGGCGAUAGGACUGCACCGCACUCCCGACCUCUUUCCCGCGCUGUCCGUGUACCAGUCCGAAAUGCGAGACCGACUCUGGGCGACAGUACUAGAACUGACUUUAAUGUCGUCGCUGGAUGCCGCCAUGCCCUUACCGUUCGCCCUACAGGACAUUGACCGCACUGCGCCGUCGAAUCUGGACGACGAGCAGUUCGACGCCGAGACCGAGACGCUUCCCACUCCGCAGUCGAGUCAGCACUUUAGCGACUCGGCUGUUCAGAUUCUGUUGCUCAAGUCUCUUCCCGUGCGAGUGGAAGCAGUCCGGCUUGUGAAUAACCAGCACCGCCAGGAACUGUCAUACGAAACCGCGUUGAGGCUGGGAAAUGAACUGCGCUCGGCGUGCCGCGAUGUUGCCGCUUUGUUCCAGACCCGUCAGAAUCAGCCGAGAAAUGCGGACCGCACUCUGACCAUGACCAACUUUCAUCUCCGGUUUCUCGACACGUAUCUACGUCGAUAUAUCUUGUUCCUGCAUCGCCCGUUCAUGAUCCAGGCUCGCAAAGAUCCACGAUUCUACCUAUCCCGGAAGGUGUGUCUGGAGUCCUGUAUCGUGGUUGCAUCUUAUGCCGAUCAACUCAAUCUACCGUCGGACACCUUGGAUGACCUCUCUCACCUGACCAUUGUAGGCAGAAGUUCCUUUAAAGGAGCCUUGAGUUUCGAUGUGAUAACCUCCCUGGGGCUGGAAAUCGUCACGCAACUCGAGGAGGAGGCUUCUACGCGGGCCUUGGGAUCUUCUCCCCCGUUUGUGACCGAUUCACUGGAUGAAAUGGCCAAGGCUCAUCGAGCACCCUUGAUCCGUAGCCUAGAACACAUCCAGGAACAGCUACUGCAGAUCAUCGCUCUUGGAAAUCCCAGUCUGAAGCGAUACAACUUCCUGUCCGCCAUUUUGAGUCAGAUCCGUGCAAUGGAGUCGGGCCAGCCGAUCCAACCCGCCAUUUACGAGAGCAUUAAAGAAAGCCUCAAGAAAUGUUAUAUCUUGCUGCAGGCCUCUCACGCAGCCAGUUCGCCGCAGGCAUCGGUAGAGUCGCUGACUAUGGGGACAGACAGUCCUCUGGGGUUUGAUUUGGAUGCUUCAGACCCUGCCUUGGGAUUGGAAAUUCCCAGCUUACUGUUUUUCCCGGGCAUUAUGGAUACGUCGAGCAUCGAGUGGCAAGGCAUAGACGUAAACAAACAAUGCUAA